This is a messenger RNA of Mandrillus leucophaeus (drill), 1593 nucleotides long. It is a transcript of the gene SNRPB2, whose product is annotated as small nuclear ribonucleoprotein polypeptide B. Lineage: Eukaryota; Metazoa; Chordata; Mammalia; Primates; Cercopithecidae. The record is from RefSeq and is a predicted model, not a curated record. The coding region runs from base 199 to 825 and encodes 208 amino acids. Gene Ontology annotation, cellular component: U1 snRNP. Gene Ontology annotation, molecular function: U1 snRNA binding. Gene Ontology annotation, biological process: mRNA splicing, via spliceosome. The transcript has 6 exons.
UUCCGGUGCCUGGCUCCGUUUCCUGCUUUUGGUUCUUACGGGAGACGGCGUAGGCCUCAGGUGGGUUCGUGCACCUUUUACCUCGCUGUUUCGGUUUUCCUGGCUCCUCGGCCCUUUUCUCCCCUGUUGCAGCUGGGAGCGGACGAAGCGCGAAGCUGGGAUUUUUUACUGUCUCCUUCUGAAGAAUUUAACACAAACAUGGAUAUCAGACCAAACCAUACAAUUUAUAUCAACAAUAUGAAUGACAAAAUUAAAAAGGAAGAAUUGAAGAGAUCCCUGUAUGCCCUGUUUUCUCAAUUCGGUCAUGUGGUGGACAUUGUGGCUUUAAAGACCAUGAAGAUGAGGGGGCAGGCCUUUGUCAUAUUUAAGGAACUGGGCUCAUCCACGAAUGCUUUGAGACAGUUACAAGGAUUUCCAUUUUAUGGUAAACCAAUGCGAAUACAGUAUGCAAAAACAGAUUCGGAUAUAAUAUCUAAAAUGCGUGGAACUUUUGCUGACAAAGAAAAGAAGAAAGAAAAGAAAAAAGCCAAAGCUGUGGAACAGACUGCAACAACCACAAACAAAAAACCUGGCCAGGUCCCUGAUUACCCUCCAAACUAUAUUUUAUUCCUUAAUAACUUACCAGAAGAGACUAAUGAGAUGAUGUUAUCCAUGCUGUUUAAUCAGUUCCCUGGCUUCAAGGAAGUGCGUCUGGUACCAGGGAGGCAUGACAUUGCUUUUGUUGAAUUUGAAAAUGAUGGGCAGGCUGGAGCUGCCAGGGAUGCUUUACAGGGAUUUAAGAUCACACCAUCCCAUGCUAUGAAGAUCACCUAUGCCAAGAAAUAACAUUUGGGACAGUCGUCUUUAAAGGACUUGGUGUUAUUUAUAGUGUUUGUUUUGAUAACAUUUAGCUGGGUCAUUUUAAUAGUUAGAGAUUAGGGGGAGUAAAAGUGAAAUUUUUGUGAAGGACUUAAAUUAUCCAGUGUUUCUUUAUCCUUGGUGAACUAUGAAAUACGAAGACCUUAAUUUUGUACAAUAAACUUUGUAUUCUGUGUAUAUAAUGCUUUCUUUAUUGACUCAUUGCCCUAUCAUCAAAUGACUGUUCUGGUCUAGAACACACUUAAAGUUUAUAAAAUUGUGUAAUAGGAUGCUUUUCUAGUGUUAUUUUGAUGGAGCUAAUGAUACAACAUCAUUGAACCAUUUUAAUAAAAGUUAAGUAGAAUUAGAUCACAGAAGUUAGUAGAUGACUGUUGUAUUAAUGGUAACAAUGAUUGUUCUGGGUAUUAGAAGAAAAUGAGAUCCAGGCGGGAUCUAAAUUUGAUCUUUGUAUCCUUUUAAGAAAUGAAUAUAUUAUUUUGCUGAUAGUAGGGAUGCCAUAGGUUUUCUUCAUUCAGUAUUAAAUAAAGACUGUGCUUACUGUUUACUGAGAAAACGGAAAGGGAAUGCUGUCUUCAAACUGCAUUUAAUGCUCUGUCGUUCAUGAGGCAGGACUGUUCUGAGGUUAAUGCCCAACCUCUUUAGUGAAAGACCUCCAGGGUAAAAAUGUUACUAUCUAUAGUCCUUUUUUUUUUCCCCCUUAAGACAAAUAGGCUGAUUAAUAAAGAGUUGCCAAUG